AUGGCAGCAUCAUUACCGCAGAAACCAGUCAUGGCAGGGAUGCCCCCUCAACAGCAGCAGCCCCCCCACAUGGCCCCCAGCGGUCCCAUGGGUGCAGGUCAGCAGCCAAUGCCACCCCAGGGUGCCCUCAGGGAGAUAUCCCCAGUUUUCCUGUGCCGGAUCGGGCAGGAAACUGUGCAGGAUAUCGUCACGAGGACCAUGGAGAUCUUCCAAAUUACACGAGCCACGCAACUUCCUAAUGGCGUGACUCAGAGUCAGGCAAUGUACCAGGACCGUUUCGGGAAACUCCAGGAGCACUUGAGGCAGCUGGCUUUGCUCUUCCGGAAACUUCGCCUCCUUUACGAACGCUGCGUGGAAAUGACGGCAGAUCUGCAGGAAGGCCCAGCGGAGCUUGUGCCCUAUGUUGGAGAAGAGCUGGUGAACAUUAGAGUGGAGCCGUGUAGUCCUUCAGUGCACCAGGAGAGAAAAGAAGUUCUAGAGAAAGUCCGUCAGAAGAACCGUGAGAUGAAGGUUCUCAUGGAUCAGAUGAGGGACCUGCUGUGGAACGUCAACGCCAUGUUGACCUUGAGGAAAUAA
Nerophis lumbriciformis (worm pipefish) is the source of this 576-nucleotide messenger RNA. The record is from RefSeq and is a predicted model, not a curated record. Lineage: Eukaryota; Metazoa; Chordata; Actinopteri; Syngnathiformes; Syngnathidae.